UUUUGCUGUCCUUUCGCGCUGCCCAAGCGCCGUUACACAAGCUGAUCCCGUGGCACUACGAGACCUGAUAUCGGAGUAGUGCAUAAUCACUCACUGGUAAUCAAGUCACCGAGCAUGUAGUCGUGGCGCCUGAUGCAAUGGCUGCGUGCUUCGUGCGCCUUCGACCGGGCUGUAGCAAGCUGCUUCGCGCCACAGGACAUUGGGGCAUACGAUUUGGAAGCCUCCUGGUCGCCCAGAAAUAAUUGUCCUCAGCGUGCUACUGCGCUAGCCCCUGCUACCAGGACUUUGCCAUGAUGACU
This is a messenger RNA of Baudoinia panamericana UAMH 10762, 299 nucleotides long. RefSeq lists its product as uncharacterized. NCBI's taxonomy places the organism in Eukaryota, Fungi, Ascomycota, Dothideomycetes, Mycosphaerellales, Teratosphaeriaceae. The record is from RefSeq and is a predicted model, not a curated record. The transcript has a single exon. The coding region runs from base 133 to 294 and encodes 53 amino acids.